This is a messenger RNA of Achroia grisella, 3536 nucleotides long. It is a transcript of the gene TfAP-2, whose product is annotated as transcription factor AP-2-epsilon. Gene Ontology annotation, molecular function: DNA-binding transcription factor activity, RNA polymerase II-specific; RNA polymerase II transcription regulatory region sequence-specific DNA binding. The transcript has 10 exons. Gene Ontology annotation, biological process: regulation of transcription by RNA polymerase II; anatomical structure development; regulation of cell population proliferation. Lineage: Eukaryota; Metazoa; Arthropoda; Insecta; Lepidoptera; Pyralidae. Gene Ontology annotation, cellular component: nucleus. The record is from RefSeq and is a predicted model, not a curated record. The coding region runs from base 631 to 2403 and encodes 590 amino acids.
AAAUUUGAAAACCCUUUCGCGUCAGUAUUAAUUUCGUGUUUUUGUGAAUAAAUUAUUUUUUUAAUGUUCCAUACCAAUGUUGUGAUUGUUUUGAAACGUGCCAGUAUCAGAUAUAAAAAUCACAAAUUAAAGUCAUUAUAAAAUUUUAAAAGAAACAACCAGUACCUGCUUAAUAAAGAUAAUCACAUAUUAGACUCGAAGACUGAUUUCCUAUACAAUCAAUAACUAACGGGGCAAGUAAACAAUAACAUCAUUUGAUGUUAGAAGGAGACAAAUCUACGUACCAGAGGGAGAUAAAACAGAUAUCAUCGAUCUAAAGAAAAUAGAAUUCUCAUACGAAACGUAAUGGCGGUACAAUAAUCGUGUAAAAGUUCACGAUAGUUGCUCAACGCGGCGGUAACAAUACAACUGGACCAGUCUACAGAGGCCUUGGACAAAUCGAUUUUGCAGGACCUUGUACCACUGAAAUUGGGAGUCAAGACAAACUGGUCGGUUACGGCAGUCAUCAUAUCUGGAUAGAUAAUCAUCUGUCGAUGAUUUACGCCGUGUUAAACCGACAAUGGCACGAGAUAACCCCCAGCGGUUACACACAAUGUGAUCAAUUAGAUUCGUACUGGAACUUUCGUCAACAUGACUAAAAUGAACGGAAUUAACCUGCCCGAUAUGACCGAACAGCAGAACAUAACUGUAGACGACAUUUUUAGUGAGAAUAUUCCUAAACGUAAAAAAUCACAAGUAGAUGAUUACGUAGACUUCAAAAAAACGAACAUGGCUGCAGAAUUAUCGACAGUGAAAUUUUCAAACAACAAUAAUAUAAAAUUACUCGAUAAACAAAUAGAAUCGCCGCAGAAUUUGAAGAGAAAAGUUACAAGCAAAAAUUUGGAGGAUAACGAGAGCUACGUGGAAGGAAAAAACAUUUCGUCUGAGUUUAACAUAAUUGAUAAGGAAUCGAAUCGGACUAUCCGAUUGGAGUUAAGACAUCCCGGUGCUGUCGUGGAUGGUGCUGUGACGAUCGGUGAUUAUAAAAAUGGACAAAUUGACGAACAGGACAAAAAUGAUGUGAGUUCGGUAAUGUCAAUGGACGACGGUGACAUUAACGAAUAUGCAAUCAAAGACAAUGGUGAUAAAAACUUGAGGAAUGGUGAUGUAAAUGUGACAAGUGAAUAUGUAAUUAACGAGAGCGACAGCCAAGAGAAUGAUGAGCGUCUGGGCGGCGGCGGGCUGGGUCUGGGCGGCGGCGGGUUCAGGGGGGGCGCGCAGCCCUCCCUCGCCGACUUUCAGCCACCGUACUUUCCGCCGCCGUUCGGGCCUGCACCUCAUCCUGCUAGUCCUCACCAUCAGCAACAGAGUCAUGGCAUGGAGUACGGCGGUGGGGGAGGUGGUGGGGCGGAGUACGCGCAACACUACGCACCACAGCAGCUCCUACCACGCCACCACGGCCACCACGAGCCGCACGCCCACCUGCGCCACCACAGAGACCACCACGACGCGUUACAUGCUCACCACUUGUCACACGGCGGGUUCAGCUAUGGUGGCGGUGAAAGACGAGCAGACUACGGUGCAAGGGAACAACACGAGUUAGCGUUACACCAUGCACUACACUCAGCCGAAGAAACGCCGAAUACAGGCAUGGACGACACUAGUGGGUUUAUGACAGAUCUUCCGUUAUUAAAAACAAUGAAAGGUCGCGACGGCCUAGGUGGCACGGGUUCGUGCGCGCCCAACGACGUGUUCUGUUCAGUUCCCGGCCGGUUGUCGCUGCUAUCUUCCACAAGCAAGUACAAAGUAACAGUCGCAGAAGUGCAGAGACGACUGUCACCACCAGAAUGUCUCAAUGCUUCCUUACUCGGGGGUGUGCUCAGAAGAGCGAAAAGCAAAAAUGGCGGUCGGCUGCUCCGCGAGAAAUUGGAAAAGAUCGGCCUAAACUUGCCAGCGGGACGGCGGAAAGCUGCCAAUGUCACUCUCCUCACAUCUCUUGUGGAAGCGGAGGCAGUGCACCUGGCGCGGGACUUCGGCUACGUAUGCGAGACAGAGUUCCCUGCGAGGGCGCUCGCGGAGUACCUCGCGCGGCAGUACGCAGAACACGACGCGCGUCGCCGCAGGGACCUACUGCAGGCCACCAAACAGGUGACAAAGGAGUUGAUGGACCUGCUCAACCAAGACCGAUCACCGCUCUGCAAUACGAGGCCGCCGCAUCUCCUCGAGCCGGCGAUACAGCGACACCUCACUCACUUCUCACUCAUAUCGCACGGGUUCGGCGGGCCUGCCAUAGUGGCCGCACUCACUGCCAUACAGAAUUUCCUGAACGAAUCACUCAAGCAUUUAGACAAAUUAUACCCACAAAGCGGUAUGGUGUCAUCUUCAAUGGACAAGACGAAGAUGGAUCCCGAUAUCAAGAAGUAACAUAAGACGGACGACGGUAUCGUCGGUACAUGCCAUCCUAUAUGGGAAAUAGUUAUGGGUAUGACGUCACUUACGAUAAUACGGCACGUCAUUAUGGAAAUGGCCCUACAUUAAAAUAGAGUUCUUAAUUUAAAGACUUAUAAUCUAAGUCCAUAUAUUCUAGGACUAUAAGUUAAACAGAACUCUGAACGCGUAAUGACAUCUUUAUAAAAAAUUAACGAUAUUUAUUAAAAAUCAGGAAAAAAAAUAUUAAUUUAAUUAUGACUAAUAGAUAAUUACUUUUAAAAUUUAAAAAAAUACUGAGGCAAAAGCAUCCGACAAGAAAUGCUUUCCUCGAAUGCCAAUAUACAAAAUAUCUGACUGCCAUUAAAUGUGAGAUUGCGUAUUUAUUUUUAUGAACGCGACACGGACGCGACCCGCAUACGAAUAAAGUGCAAUUAUAAUACUCGAGAUUGUGAGAAUUUGUAUAUAUAUAGUUAUAGAUAUAACACAUUAGUAUUAAUAAGCAUUUAUAAUGUAGGUAUACAUAACAACUGGUUUCUCAUUGUUUUUGGAGGCGAAUAAUUUUAAUAUUUAAAUUAUAAUGUUUCGCAUCUCAACGUAGGUGGGACUAUGGAUGUUUGUUAUACAUUCUAUAACAUUCAUAUCAGAGAUUCUGAAUACAAAUUACAAAUCAUAGAAUAGAAAUCCUUAUUACAGUGAAUGAGUUUGUAAAUCUUUAUUUUGAUUUGUAAAUCGAUAUUUUGCAAACUUGAAGUUAAAUUCCGUUAUUUUUUAAUGAGACAUUCAGACCCAAUGAUACCUGCGACAAUAAAUUUGAUGACUUUAUUGUAGAUACACGGGUUCUCAAUAAUCAUAAUAGAACAGAAAACAGUUCGUACUAUAAUCAGUUCCACCUACGCAUCCACCGCAAUAAGAACACAUAUCAAAUUGUUAUUGUAAAUAUAUAGUGGUAUCGAUACAAUAAAAUAGAAAUAUAACUUCCAGGAACAUUAUCCGUGUGAUACGAUUAAAACAUACAACUUGUCUGAGGUGAAAUAACAACAAAGUAAUCGAUAAUUAAAUAAACAAAUUUGACGGCUAAAUCCGAAAUUAGCACUUAUAUGGGCCCAUCCACGAAUUACGUCACACAA